AUGCCGCCGCGUAAAAGCCUUUUCGCGCCUUUCAUCUCGGUGGAUGCGGAGGGAGGCGUCGGCCCCGCGGCCCCGGCGGCUCUCCACGCCGACAUCCAGGCUCUGCUGCAGCGGAGCCGUGCGCCGGAGCGGCAGGGCGCGGAGCGCACCAGGGGCGACUUCCGAGACCCUCCGUGCGCCAUCGUGGAGCUCCGGCUGGGCCCCGCCGGCGGCGCGCUGCACUACCUGCAGCCGGACAAGUGCGCUCUGGAGCGGGCGCAGAGGCGGCGGCGCCUGGCGGCCAACGCCCGGGAGAGGAGGAGGAUGCUGGGACUGAACGUGGCCUUCGACCGGCUGCGGAGCGUCAUCCCGAACCUGGAGAGCGACAAGAAGCUGUCCAAGUCCGAGACUCUCCAGAUGGCGCAGAUCUACAUCGCCACGCUCAGCGAGCUGCUGCAGGAGAACCGGACCCCGCGGCCCCCGGGCGCCGCCUCGCCGCCUCAGGACGCCCCGCCGGGGCCAGUCCGGGACUUUGACUCCGGGAGGAGCAGCGGAGGCCCGGUGCGCUCCGAGGAGCAGCGGCGGAGCUACGAUGAGGACAUGUGGGAGAGACCGAGCGGGACCAAGUGA
This is a messenger RNA of Stegastes partitus (bicolor damselfish), 609 nucleotides long. RefSeq names its product atonal bHLH transcription factor 1c (gene atoh1c). Gene Ontology annotation, molecular function: E-box binding; DNA-binding transcription factor activity, RNA polymerase II-specific; protein dimerization activity. Lineage: Eukaryota; Metazoa; Chordata; Actinopteri; Pomacentridae. The record is from RefSeq and is a predicted model, not a curated record. The transcript has a single exon. Gene Ontology annotation, cellular component: nucleus. Bases 1 to 609 code for a protein of 202 amino acids. Gene Ontology annotation, biological process: axon development; positive regulation of transcription by RNA polymerase II; sensory organ development.